AUGGCCUUCCACGGCUCUGGUUUGAAGAGCAAAGCACAAGUGCAACUCAUAAGUACAUUGUGUUAUGUGUUGCCAGAACUAGACUUCAAUCGACUGGAUGGUGAUACCGUCUGCCCGCCAAUGAGAAACGGACAAGAUGACCUUCCAGGUUUUGAUCUGAUCACCCAGUUUCAACUGGACGUGAUUCCCCUGAAAGGUGUGAGGAAAGUGGACGGCUCCACCACCCUCCAGGUGGCCUAUCGUCUCGACAGGGAGGCCAACUUUCAAAUUCCAACUAUGCUUAACUUUCCUCGGGGCUUUCCAGAUGAGUAUUCCUUCAUGACCACCUUUCGCAUGAUCAAGAACACAGUGAACAAGGUGUGGAACGUCUGGCAGGUAGUGGACGAAGACGGCAACAAACAAGCUGGGCUGAGGCUGAAUGGGGACCAGCAGGCCCUGGAAUACUUCCUGAUGGGUGCAGAUGGAAACCUGCAGACCGUCACCUUCCCCGGCCUCUCUGUGCUUUUCAACACUAAAUGGCACAAGGUGAUGAUCGGUGUGGAGCGCAACCAGGUCACGCUGUACGUGGACUGCCAGCCUGUUGAUCAGAAACCAAUUAAAGGCAAAGGCCCCGUCAACACAGAAGGAGACACCCUUAUUGGCAGGCUGGAUGCUGAUCCUGAUGCCUCUGUGGUGUUUGAGCUCCAGUGGAUGUUAAUCCACUGCGACCCAAAGAGAGCCCAGAGGGAGAGCUGCAACGAGCUGCCUGCCACUGAGAUGUAUGCCAAUGCUGAGCCUGAAAGAUCAAUUCAAGGUCCCCCUGGUCCCCCUGGAUCAGAGGGGCCCCGAGGGGCCCCAGGAGAAAAUGGCAGGGAUGGAAGAGAUGGUCUUCCAGGGUCUCCUGGCAGUCCAGGUGUUCCUGGCAGCAAAGGGGAGAAGGGAGAGAUCGGUCUUCCUGGUCAGAGAGGCCUUCCUGGUCUUCCGGGAUCUGCUGGUUCCUCUGGUCCAAUGGGUCCCAGAGGGCCCGUGGGCGAGAGAGGACUUCCUGGCUUUCCUGGACCCCCAGGUCCUCCUGGGCCUACAAGCGAAGGACCAUCUGGUCCUCCAGGGAAACCAGGAAUUCCUGGAGAUGAAGGAAACAUUGGACCGGAGGGUCCACCUGGACCCAGAGGAGGACCCGGUGUUCCAGGGCUUCCUGGUCCUCCUGGCCCACCAGGGCCUGUGGGACCGCCCGGUGCCAACAGUGAGGGGAGUGGGGAAGCUUGUCCUGCUGCCUGCCCUGCUGGACCACAAGGACUACACGGGCUGCCUGGCAUGAAGGGACACAAAGGUUUGCCUGGGGAACCUGGAAAAGAUGGAGAGCCUGGAGAGAAGGGAGAGCCCGGGGAAGCAGGUCCUCAGGGGCCACCAGGUCGUAUGGGAGAUGAUGGACAAAGAGGACCCAUUGGGUUCCCUGGAACUCCUGGAGAGAAAGGAGACAGAGGUCCUCCUGGUUAUAACGGCAUCACUGGACCCACUGGUCCACCUGGAGCUCCUGGUGCGGAGGGAAUUCGUGGACGCCUGGGUUUGCCGGGGCCCAAAGGAGAUGAAGGAGCUGUGGGACCUAAAGGAGAGUCGGGCAUUCAAGGGGAGAAAGGAGAAGUUGGAGAGCCUGGCAAAGAUGGCUUGGAUGGACUUCCUGGAGCUGAUGGUGCCAAGGGAGAGUCUGGUACACCAGGAGUUGUUGGUAUCAGAGGGAUUGUUGGUAUUCCUGGGCUGCCAGGGAAACAGGGAAUAGCUGGACCCCUUGGUGAAAAGGGUGAAACUGGUGCUGAGGGACCCAUUGGGCCAGUUGGACUUCCUGGAAAAACUGGUGAGCCUGGAAUAGAUGGAGUAGAUGGAGAACCUGGAGCAAAAGGAGCAACUGGUGAAACAGGAAAACAAGGACCAGUGGGGCCUGCAGGUCCCCCAGGAAUCCAGGGUGAAAAAGGAGAUAAGGGUUAUACUGGUGCCAAAGGAAUGAAAGGUCAUACUGGGCACAAAGGUGAUCAGGGACCCAUCGGACCAGAGGGACCAAAAGGAAGUCUGGGGGACACAGGUAUGCCAGGAGAUCCAGGUGUCAAAGGAGAUCAGGGCCCCCCGGGUGUACCUGGAAUCAAAGGAGAGCGUGGAGAAAAAGGCCAAACAGGGUCUACAGGAGCUGAUGGCAGACCAGGUAUGCCAGGGCACGAAGGUGUGGCGGGUCCCAUGGGAGCUCGAGGACUGGAGGGAGAACCAGGACUUCCUGGAGCACCAGGCCCCAGAGGUUUACCUGGCCCUAAAGUGAGUGAUGAAAACCUUCGGGAAAUGUGCUCUGUAGUUGUUGAAGAGCAAUUAGAAGAGUUUAUGAAAGAGCUCUUGAAGAGACCAGCAGCCAUUGGGGCACCUGGUACCCCUGGACCAGCAGGACCUCCUGGACAACCUGGAGCAGAUGGAGCAGCAGGAUCAAUGGGAGCUCCAGGCCCAAUGGGUCCUAAAGGUCCUCCAGGUUUCUUCGGACUUCCAGGUGCACCAGGCAAGAAAGGUGAUGGUGGGGAAAAGGGAGAUAAGGGAGAUAAAGGAGAAGAUGGUGUGGGAAUCAAAGGAAGCCCAGGUGAACCAGGUGCACCAGGUGCUCCUGGUACCCCUGGCAUUGGCAAGGAUGGCAAAAAUGGAGAGCGUGGUGAAACAGGAAGCCCCGGUAUCCCUGGACCAUCUGGUGCAAGGGGUCCUUCAGGGCCACCUGGCCUUUGUGAUCCAUCAACCUGUAUAAGCAGACUUCCACCUCUUUAUAUGGUCAGUGGAAAGAAAUCUGCCGCUUACAAACAGCCAUGAGACAUCCCAGCUCAGUGACACUCUCCAGAUCUCAUCCUGCCAGCAACUACGUUUCAGGGCUUCUCAUAAGCCUGGGCGUGGUGAUCUUUGGGAUUUUCAUCAGAACAACACAUCAAAAAGACUCAAAGGGAAGCACAGACUGGACACAACUGUACAGUUUUGUAAAAACAUUUUGACUUGUGAUUUUUAGAGAGAGAUGAAACGUCGCACAACGGUCGCUGCUACUGAUGGCGAGCAGCUUCUGUGACUGACGAUGGGCCUGCAGGACUAUGAGCUGUCAAUAACACCUGCUGAUCCCCCACAUUCAGCCAUUCUCUCUGAUUUCCUCUCAUACAUGUUCACUAAAAACAUUCAUUCAGGUCUUUUAGCUUUGACUGACUGAACAAAUGGCAAAUUAUAUGCUUAAACCACCUUGAGCCAAUCAGGAGCCAAAUCUAGUGAUGUGAAAUGAAAACAGUGCUUAUAUCUAACAUAGACCUAAGCUAACAUCUCCAACAAUGUGCUCUUUAAUUUAGGUAAUUUACCUAUUUUUUUUUCCUUUUCCCCAGUUUUGCAACAAUAAUGUUCUUAUUUUCAAACUUUGUAAUUAAAUUUUAGGUUUUGGAAGUGUUGCACACUCCCAUAUUAAAGAUUACAACCUGUCU
This is a messenger RNA of Melanotaenia boesemani (Boeseman's rainbowfish), 3455 nucleotides long. RefSeq names its product collagen alpha-1(IX) chain-like. Lineage: Eukaryota; Metazoa; Chordata; Actinopteri; Atheriniformes; Melanotaeniidae. The transcript is spliced from 37 exons. The record is from RefSeq and is a predicted model, not a curated record. Bases 1 to 2811 code for a protein of 936 amino acids.